This is a messenger RNA of Patiria miniata (bat star), 16670 nucleotides long. Its product is annotated as hydrocephalus-inducing protein homolog. Gene Ontology annotation, cellular component: axoneme. The record is from RefSeq and is a predicted model, not a curated record. Gene Ontology annotation, biological process: axonemal central apparatus assembly; cilium movement. The transcript is spliced from 85 exons. Lineage: Eukaryota; Metazoa; Echinodermata; Asteroidea; Valvatida; Asterinidae. The coding region runs from base 173 to 16396 and encodes 5407 amino acids.
AACAUACGGUCUGGGUACGUUCCUUGACAACCCCAAAACGUGAAAACAAGAUGGCGAAAUUAUGCAGACGAUCGAGAGUCGAGCCCUUUAAGAAGAGAUUUUGAUCACUGCCACCUUAGCUGAAAAUGAUCUGAAUAACUUUUUAACCACAGAACGAAGAGCUCCGACAAAAAUGCCGACGGGUCUGGAGAAGCAGACAGCCCAGCGGGCCACUGACUGUGGGGAGACGCCUGACUAUGUCAGCAAAGUUACUGCUCCAAGGAAUCCCAAAUUAGUCAGAGGGCCAGUGGAAGAGCCAAAACUGACACCAUCAUCCUUCAUGAAAGAGAUGGCGCAGACGACGCAUGAGAAGCUUGCCAACACGCAUGACAUGCGCAUACCACAGGUCAUUGAACUCUUAGACAUGGGGGACACAACACAUCAAAAGUUCUCUGUUGUGGACAUUGAUGAGCCCAUGUUCCAGCCAUUUCCGUCCGAGAUCGUCUUCCAACAGUUUGAGCCUCAUGAGAUUUAUGAGGUACCGUUGCUCCUCAGAAACAACGAUAAAGUUUCCAGAUUAGUCAAAGUGUUCCAGGCAGACUCGCCCUACUUCAAGAUCAUCAGUCCGCCGGACAGUGCUAACAAGGUUGCCCCCGGCAUGCCCAUAGUCUUCAGGAUCCAAUUCAUGCCUGCGGAAAAGAAGGAUUACCUCCACGAGCUGAUCUGCAUGACGGAGCGGGAGAAGUUCGCAGUACCGGUGAAAGCCAUCGGUGCCCGGGCCCUGCUGGACUUCCCUGACCAGGUCAACUUCUCCACUUGCCCUGUCAAGUAUCCCUCCGCCAAGACGCUGCUCGUCAGGAACGUUGGGAACAGGGAAGCCAGGUUCUCGCUCUCUGUACCAGAACCGUUCGCAGUCCAUCCCGAUUGUGGCACACUGGCCGUGAAUGAAAGCUUACAGGUAGAAGUGACAUUCAAACCCAGCACCGUAGGAGACCACAGCCAAGAGCUUUUAAUCUCCUACGACACAGGUGAAGACAUCAUCGUCACGUUGUACGGUGCGGCCGUGGACGCCAACGUCCGAUUGGACAAGAACACGGUCCGCAUAGAGAACACCUUCAUCUCGAUGGCCAAUCAGAGAUCGCUUACCAUCAACAAUCGCAGUGAUGUCAUCGCUCACUUCCAGUGGAAGCCGUUUGCCACGGCCGAGGAGGAGGAACAACAGAAAGACAGAUUUUGUACUGAUUUAGGAGAUGAGGAACAGGCAGAGCACGAUCGCUUCUUAGAAGAGUGCAUCAUGGAUCACACGCUGCGCGACAAAAUGGCCAUCCUGACUAGGACCUUCAAUAACAGGAGGAAGAUGGUUGAAAGCAACAGCAUGCUGUACACCGACUCCGCUUUCUCCAUAGAGCCCCUAGAGGGCGACAUUUGGCCCAACUCUUCGGCCGAGGUCAACGUGAUCUUCAAGCCCGAGGAGGCGCGGACUUACUGGAGCACCGCCUACUGUGACAUCACUGGCCGGGAGACGCGACUUCCGCUCAGGAUGCGAGGAGAUGGCGUCGGUCCCAAAGUGGUCUUUUCCUUUGACACCUUGGACAUGGGGCAUAUUUUUGUUGGAUCUACCCACACAUAUGAGGUGGUCCUGAGCAACCAAGGCGACAUCGACGCGACCUUCACCCUCCUCCCCAACGCAACCACCUUCGGUCCUCGUUUCCAGUUCAGCCCCAGCGAGGGGAUCGUGGUCCCCGGCGGCCACCAGGCCGUCAAGGUGGCCUUCUCCUCCCCGAUGCUGGGGGACUUCGACGAGGAGUUCUACUGCUCCGUCAAGGGGCUUCCGGGGAAACUCAAGCUGAACUUCAAGGGCGACGUGAUCGGGCCCACGUUCCACUUUGACCAGCCCAAGCUGAAGUUUGGCACUGUGUCUUAUGGAUUCAAAAGCACAAGGAUCGCGACCCUUGCCAACACUGCCCUGGUACCCAUGACCUUUAACCUCAGGGUACCGGGCGACGGUGCUGGGGAAGUGGUGUCGGCGACCAGCGGGGAACCGACGCUGAACCGCACCAAUCUGAGCGUGCCGCCCACCGAGUUCUGUAUCACACCGGAGAAGGGGACUAUUCCUCCACAGAGUGAAGUCAAAAUACAAGUGGAGUUGACAUCGAAUACUGUCAAGAAAUACGACAUGUCUCUGGUCGUUGAUGUUGAGGGAGUUGGGACAGAGCUCCUGGCCCUGCCAAUCACGGCUAAGUGUGUUGUACCAGCUAUCGUGGUUGUGACGCCCAUCAUGGACUACACUAGAUGUUUCCUGAACCACCCCUAUGAGCUGAACACUAAGCUGUUCAAUGAUUCCGACUUGCCUGCUAAAUAUGACUUAGUCCCUCAGGAGAUUGAAGACAUGAGUCCAAUGCUGUACACCAGCCCGCAGGCCACAGGCAUCAUUGAGCCUCACUCCACAGCCAAGGUCCCCUUGGUCAUUAUGCCUAAAGCGCUGGAGGAGAUCGAAGCUGUGGCAGAGUUCAGUAUCUUUGGAAGUACUGAACCACCAUUGCAAGUGCAACUGAUGGCCAUCGGAGAGGGCCCUGUCGUCCACGUGACACCCACCGAGAUUGACUGGGGACAGACCCCUGUCCUUACUGAUGUCACUAAGAUAGUCACACUGUCCAACGAAUCGCUGAUUCCUGCACCGUUCUGUUGCACGCUGAUGCGGCCCAACUCCCUGUGGCAGGUUGAGCCCAAGGAGUCUGUCAUCCCACCAGAGGAGAGCCUAGAUCUCAAGCUGACGGUCAACCUGGAUGACUGCAUUAGGUUCCAAGACAAGCUGGCCAUCAACUUUGAGUACAGCCAAACACGGACAAUCAAGCUACAAGCCUACGGACACGGUACCACUAUCGUAUCCUUCCCACCUAUCACACCUGGUAUUGAGCUGGGACAUCAUUUCAGUAGUGGCCCCAGCCGCCGGAUGUUCACUCUAACCAACAAGGGACGACGUCACCAGCAGCUCUUCUGGAGCACCGAGGGCUUCAACCCCGUCAAACUGAAGAACAGAGACCCUUACUACAACCCACUCGAUGUCAAAUAUCAGAGGAUGCCGCCGCCAGCUCCCCCACCUAAGCCGGUCUUUAGCCUGACCCCGUCACGCUUCGAGCUUGAACCCGGAGAGAGUAUUGACGUGAUCUUAGAAGGCCAGGCAGAUACGCCCAAGGUUGUCAAGGAGCGCAUGCUGUGCCACGCCAUCAUCGGCAAGGCUAGCGGUAAGGAGAAGAUUAUGAAGACGGACAUCAGUAUUGAGUUCAUCAGCCCGCUGCUGGAGUUCUCCACCAAACAAGUCAUGUUCAGAGUCGACAAGCUUCCGGAUGACGUCCUUGAGAAUCAGUUGGAAGAACUGACUUUAACCAACGUGUCUUCCUUACCUCUGCACACCCACGUCGACUUGGAGGAACCGUUUGUCAUCAUCACGGAGGAAGAAGGCCAACAGAAGGAAGUCUCUGUCAUGGAUAUACCUUUGGAGGUCGGUGAGUCCCAGACAUUGAAGAUUCAAUUCAACCCAGCCUACCUAGAGGACUCAUACUCCAGGGUAGCAGAGAAGGUGCUAACCUUCAGAUACCAAGAGCAUCCACACAUUGAUUACGUCGGCCUGCGAGGCGAGGUCUACUUCCCCAACCUGACCUUUGAGAAGAUGCAGGUCGACUUCGGCUGCAUCCUGAACGACACUGAAGUCACCCGCUACGUCAACAUCACCAACGACAGCCCCAUGCCCGUCAAGUACCGCUGGUCCUUCCUGGAACCCCCGAACCCCAUCGUGGUCUACCCGCAGCCCUUGCCUGUUCAGAUGACCGAGGGUGGGGAGGGAACCGGUGGUGAAGGGGACCAGCACGUGGCGUUUGAGGAGUUGCAGGAGGAGGGGGAGCCGGGGGCGGAGACUGAUGGGGAGGAAAAGGGGAUGGAGGCUGAGGAACAGGAAAAAGAGAAACCUCUUGACUCAGCCCCAACGGAGGAAACCCCAUCCACCGUCAACAUCAAACUCCCCCCGGAGGAGAGCAUCAAGGACACCCAGUCAGUCAAACUCAUCACCCAGGACACCAAGGAAUCCCUGGCUGAUGACAAACACCAUCACGACGGCGGGGAGAAGUCCCCCAAGAAAUCCCCCCGCAAGACCCCGCGCAAGUCCACGGGCAAGAGCCAAGGGAAGUCGGCCAAGUCGGUCAAGACGUCGGUGACCGAGGACAGUGUCGGUCACAAGAGGAAGAAGACAGAGGACAAGGAUGAGGCGAGGGAAUCAGAGACGCCUGCUGAGCAGAUCUUGAGCGUUGUCGACAUGCAAUCAAUGGAGGAACACCCAGCUGAGGACAGGCACAGCGUGGGCAGCCGCGCCUCCCUACGCCCCACCAGCGCCAUGAGGAGACGUCGCGCAAAGCUGGCUUACUUCCAGACCAUCACGGAACCCACCGUGGUGGGAAUUGAAGAGGUCUUUGACAUCCUGCCCUUGUACGGCACCCUGAUGCCCGGCGAGUCAGAUACCAUCACCUUCACCUUCUACGGCCAUGCUGAUAUUGGAAGUGAAGCCAAGGCACUAUGCCACGUGGAGGGAGGCCCGUGCUAUGAGCUCGCACUCAAGGGAGAGGCGUCCAUCGUUCAGUACAACUUUGACACCAAGCAUAUUGAUUACGGCAAACGGAUGUUUGACCAAGUAGCAGAAGCCGAGAUCGUCCUGCACAACACUGGCAAGGUUGGCUUUGACUUCCAAGCCAUCAACAUGGAUCCCAGCGUCAGCCGGCGCCCCGUCCCCGGUGUCCCUGUCAUGAUCCCUCACAUGGGACACAUCGAGGCUUACCAGGAACAGACACUGCUGGUGAAAUUUCUGCCCGGCGUACCGGAGAAAUUCCACAAGAGCUUUGAUAUCCAAGUGGCCCACUUUGAGCCAGACUCCAUCAACCUCUGUGGUGAGGGUGUCUUCCCACGCAUCUCUCUGGACCUCCCCCGCCACGGCGACGAGGACGGCCUGUAUUCCACGCUCCUCAAGGAAGCUAAAGAGCACCUGGGUAGGGAUACACGCAAGGAAGGGAAGGCGGGGACUGGGGCCGGGUCACCUAUGCCUUCACCGACGCCCAGAGAUCCAUCGCACGAGGAUGCUAAGUCUAUACUGUCCAUGCAGCAUGACUUCCCGUCGGAGUUGGAGCUCCAGAUGGAAGUGGAACGCCUAGUAGUGAAGGAGUUUGCCGUGGACAUGCAACAGAGCAACAUAUCCAACCACGAGGCUUUGAUAACCACCGCACCAUCGCGACCUGCAUACAGCAAGACAUCCAGGGCCUCUAGAGGCAAGAAGAACACCAAACUCAAGGCCCGUUUACCAGACUACCUUCUGGAUUUCGGCUAUGUGGUUCUCGGUAUGGUGCGCACCCACAUCGUGCGUGCCACCAACACCGGCUUCUAUGCAGCCUCGUUCUCUGUGGAUCGCACCAGCUUGACGGGUACCGGUUUCAAUGUUGAGCUGGACCGCGUGCGUCAGCUGCCCGGUUACCCCGAGCAUGAGACCGUGGACUUCAGAGUCAGCUUUGACCCACGAGGGGCUAAUGUGGGACUGGGGGACUUACAGGCUGUGGUUCCUGUAAAUAUCGUGAAUGGACCCUGCGUCUUCCUGCGUCUGCGCGCCAACGUGACCAUGCCGGACAUGCAGAUCUCCACCGACUCGUUGGACUUCGGUCCCGUCCAGUGCGGUCAGUGUAAGGUCAUCACGGUCCAGCUACACAACAACCAACACGUCAAGUGUGAGUGGACGUCGCUUCCCACAGACAAAGAGAGAAAAAUGGAAAUAAUGAAACUCCUAAAGAUUGACAAGCACAUGCCGAUGCACCUAAGGCGCAAGCUCCGCCCAGAGAAAGCGCGACCACGUAACUUUGAGAUGAUGCCCCCUCUGGGCAUGCUACUGCCAGGCCAGAGGGUCAACGUACAGGUCAAGUUCAUGCCCACUGAAGAGAAACUCUACUCUGAUCGCAUCGUCAUCCGUCUGAGCCAGAGCAGUCAGCGUCUGACCCUGAUGGCCCACGGCACGGGUCUGGAACCCCGUAUCGAGUUCAACCAAUCCCUGCUGGAGUUCGACCCCAUCCUGCCUCACAGCAUCGGCGACGAGGUGGACGUGGUCGUCAAGAAUCCCUGCUCAUUCCCCAUCGAGUUCUAUUCGCUGGAGUUUGACGAUCAGUAUCUCGAUGAAGAGAAGAUGCUGAGAACUGUGAAGGACUACGACGAGCACGGCACCAUCUUGCUCCCGCCUCGCAUCCCUGGGGAGAAGUUGCCUCCCGAACUGUUGGAGCAUUACGAGGAGCUGAAGAAAACAGUGGAGGAAGAGGAAAAAGCUAAGGCUGAAGCUGCUGCUGCUGCUGCACAGGAAGCGACACAAGAUGAAGCAGCAGGAGGUCAGGAGGCAGUGGGCGGAGCCACAGAGGACGACCCAGCCAGCCAUGGAGGGUCCCUCUCGGUCCCCACUACCAAGGGACAAGCCACUUCCCCGACCAUUAGCCAGGAGGGUGACAAGAAGGGUGAGAAACCAGCCCCCGAGGGUGGGGAGGAGACUGAUAGACUGCAGCUGCCUAAGGAUAAGGAGGGACCUCAAGACAAGAAGGAUGCAGCCAGCAGUGUGGGCGUGGGAGAGCUCCUAGAGAUCACUCCCAUCUCGGCUGCCAUUGCCAGACACCUCGGUAUCGACCUGUCCCCUGAAGGCAAGGCAGCCAUGAGGCGUAGAGGGGUGGCUAUCAUGGUCCAUGGAGCACCCAUGUCAGGAAAAACCUCGACUGCCAUCACCCUAGCCAAAUACUACGAGGCAGCCCUUCUUACUGUCGACAGUGUGGUCUUAGAAGCUAUCUCCAAUGGCAACACCCCGGCCGGCCUGCGUGCCAGGGAGCUGUGUGCCCAGGCAGCCAAGGCGCAGCUGGUCAGGGAAGGGGACGGGAGCGAGAUGGCCGGGGGUGGUGGCGCCCCCGGGGCUGGGGGGCUGAGCGUCGAGGCUGUGGCGGCUCACUCUAUGGGACUUGGAGCUGGCUCAGGCUCAGUCAGCAUGGCUGGCGGUGGGGCCCAUUCCGUCAUCAGCAACCGCAAGACCAGCACCAUCUCCGGCCACAAACCGGUGGGAGGUGAGGCAGCCCCUGGCGUGGAAAAACCCGACAAGAAGGACAAGAAGGACAAGAAACAGGACGACAAUGCCACCCAGCUGUCUGGGAGUCCACCGCCAGCUGCUCCAAUCGCAAGGAGGCUGAGCGUCAGCGCCAGCGUGGCCGGGGAGGAAGGGCUGAUGAGCUGUCUGUUGCCUGAGGAAUUGUUGGUGGAGAUACUGGCUGAGAGACUUCAGCUCAAUGACUGCCAUCGCGGUAUAGUCAUCGAUAGCCUGGAGACCAUGUUCAGUCCUAACCACACGGCCACAGCCAACGCCCUCCUCAAGGCCUUCAACAACCGCAAGUACAUCUACUUUGUCACAUUGAAGCUGGAACAGUCUGUCUUCCAGGCUAGGGAGAAGCGGCUUCAGGAAGAGAAAGAGCGUCUUGAGAAAGAACAAGAAGAGGAGGAGAAACGCCGACUGGAGGAGAUGUCAGAAGAUGAGUACGAUAACCUGACUGAGGAGGAGAAAGCUGAUGUUGACCGCAAACGUCUCAAGUCCAAGAAGGAACGCCUCCUGAAAAAGGAGAUGGAAGAGCGACUUGAGAGGGAGAAAAAGGAGCGAGAACUUGCUGCUCUCCUUGAAGAAAAGAAAGUUGAAGAUGAUAAGAAAGGAAAGAAGAAAGGAGCCAAGGGCCAAGAGAAAGAUGCCAAGGGGGCACCCUUGAAGAAAUCCCAGGAGGGAGGAGGCAAGGCAGGCCCCACGGCCAGCCAGGCGGGGAUGAAGAGACCCCCCGGGGAUCAGGGGAAACACGACCAGCCAGCCCUGCCCUCUGAGCACGGCCUCAAGGCAGGGGCGUCGUCGGUCAUUGAGAGACCCGAGUCUCACGGGACGGCCGGAAGCGAAUCACAGGAGGAAGGUGGAAAGAAGCGUAAGAAGGACAAGACUCGGCCAAUCUCCAACGAAGUCGUCCCAGAGCCUGAACCGGAGAGGGACCCAGCCAAGGAAGCUGAGAUGCUACUGACGUGUCGCUUCAAGGCCUUCGAGCACGGCCUGAAAGAAAUUGAGAAGAUUCUGGAUCGAUGGGACAGGACCAUCGGACAAGUUGUUAUUGACCCGCUGGCAGACGAAAUGGAGGCUGAGGAGAUACCAGCUCAUCCUCCCUCUGGGCGUAAGGGCAAAAGCAAGGCAGAGAAGGAAAAGGAGAGGGAGCGAGAGAAGGAACGAGAACGGCUGGAAAGAGAAUGGCUGGAAAAGGAGAAAGCAGAAAAGGCAUUGGCCGAGAGCGGCGAGCAGGGGGACCUCAAGGACGGAGAUGACGAAAAAGACGGAGGCAAGAAAGAUGAGGUUGGCGUACCCCACCUCCUGAUGGAUGCCAGCGAGCCCGACACCCAGAUGGGCGACCGGGUACUGGGUACCAAACGCCUGCCCACAUCUGCUGAGGUUCUAGAUGGGUUAGGGUUAGGGCCCAACGGCCCACCCAUGCCCCCAUCGGCGAUGUUCUCCGUUGUACCUUAUCCUGUCAAGAGGAAGGCUCCUUUGGGUGCAGAUCCGUCUGGACAUUAUGUCUUUGUGGCAUCCUCACCUGAUGACCCGAAUGUAAUUCCGGAGGAGAAAACCAAGGAAGUGGACCAGGAACCAGACUCCUCCACUCCAGACAAGGCCAGAGAGAAGGAUGAACACACCACACCCACCGGUAAGGGCAAAGGCAAGGACAAAACCCGCUCUGGGGCGGAGAGCACAAGCUCCCGUCGCCGGUCUGCCAAGGGUUCCCGUAACCGCAAAGGGUCACUGACGGUCACCUCCCCACCCCCAGGGACCACCACCCCGGGGUCAGACUUUGACGGUCAGAGCAGCACGGCCGGGGACAUGUCUGCCAUGCAGGAGCCGAAGAACCCCAAGCUUGGUAUUUUCCGCUGGACUAUCGGUGCUGAGUCAGCGAUUCUCCUGCGUCUCCGCUUCCAGUCGGAUGAGCUCGGCCAGUUUGACCAGACGCUGAAUUUUGAGAUCGUUGGUACUCGACGACGCUACCAACUGUACUGCCGCGGGGUUUGCAGCUUCCCAAACAUCAGCCGUGAACCGAGGAUUGUCUUCCCCCACCGCAAGAAGAGCAAGCGAGCAGACGAAAUCGUCCACAAGAAGUACAUCCUGAGCUCAGAGACACUGCAGAUGGGUCCUCUCUUAGCCGGCAAGUCCCGGGACCGCUACAAGGAUGGCCGUUACCCGGAGAACUCAGAGAAACUGACCAUCAAUAACUCCUCGCCGCUGGAGGCCGAGGUUGCGUUCUGCUUCCAGCACGAUAGCAACGCGACCACCUUCCUGAUGGAACCGACAACAAUGACGCUGAAACCCGGCGAAUCUCAGGAAUUGACGUUGUGGGUUUACCCUAAGAACCAAGGCUUCUUUGAAGACAGCAUUGUGUGCUGCGUCAAGGAGAACCCAGAGCCUACCCUCUUCAAGAUCAGCUGCUAUGGCGUGCGCCCCGAGCUGGAACUAGACAAGAAACAACUGCACUUUGAGAAAGUUCUCCUGCACAGGAAAGAUACCAAGACCAUCUAUCUUCGCAACAGCACCUUACUCCCCGUAGCCUGGCGUCUCAGCGGGCUGGAGAACCUUGGUGAUGACUUCUCAGUGACCACGGAUACCGGCGUGAUUGACCCCAAGUCAGAGUUUGCUCUCAACGCUCACUUCAGGGCCAUGAGACCUACUAACCUGAAGAAGAUGAUCCGAUUAGAGGUCUCAGAUGUAGAGAAUAUCAUGGGUCUCCUCCAGACAGAGAACAUCCAAGUCCUAGCAGAGGCUUACGAUGUUGCCUUAGAUAUGAGCUUCCCUAAGGGUGCUGACGGUGGCUUGGACUUUGGCACCAUCCGCGUCAUGGAUGAGACGAAGCAGACAUGCUCACUCAAGAACAAGGGACGAUAUGAGAUAGCAUUCAGCUUCAAUUUUGAGACGACAGAAACGUGCGGUCAGGAGAUCAUCAAUCUGUUCUCAGUCAUCCCCCAGAAGGGAGUCUUGGUACCCAACGAUCGACCCACGCAGGUCCAGGUCAUCUUCAGGUCACGGAAAGAGGUCACCAUCAGAGACCAGCCAAUGCUGAAAUGCCAGGUGAUCGAGCCCAACAUAUCUGAUGGCGGGGAGACCAUCGCCAGCAUCCCUGUCAAGCUGGGCGUCCGCAGCAUCUUCAGCAAGUACAACGUCUACCCGGUCGGCGACAUCAACUUUGGCGCCGUGCUGGUCAGCCAGCGCCGCACGCGAUCCUUCAUCAUCGAGAACAAAGGAGAGUUUGAUUUUAAGUAUAAUAUCAAUCGGAUGAGCCGGGAUUCCCAGCCCAUGCAGCCUCUACUCAGGGGAAGAGUCGGUUCUCGAGCGUCAAAGGCUUCCUUCCAGUUUCUGAGGCCUGGAGGAGGCAAUAAGCGCAGUAAAUCCAGGGAUGGCUCCAGCUCUGGCCGCUCUGUGGCUAAGCCCAAGAGAGCAGACUCCAUGAGGCUUUCUACGAGGCAAGACAUGGGCGGUGGAGGCGGUGGUGGGGGCGGUGGGGGUAGCACCACCAGACUACAGCUUGGAAUGUUCACCGUCUACCCUGCCUAUGGCGUGGUCUAUCCCAACAACCAGCAGAUCAUUCAGGUGGAAUGCCUGCCGGAGAUUACUGGAAAGGGAGAUGAGGACCUAGCCAUUGAGAUCACAGACCGCGACCCGGCCGACCAUCCCCAGGGCAUCCCUUACAAGAUCCUAGCCGAAGCCUGCAGCCCUGGUAUCAACCUAGUAGACCUAGCCUCAAUCUUCGAGGAACACCGCGUGGUCAAGAACCUCAGCGUCUUCCUGAACAGUCACCAGUUGGAGCUGGAUGGGGGAGGGGUGUACGGAGAAGAUGAAAACAAAUUCAUCUUCGGUCACGUGCUUGUGGGACGGAAAGUUAAGGCUCGGUUCAAGAUCUCCAACGCCAACAAGGUAUCUUGCGACGUGGUGUUCUCCUGCAAGCUCGUCACCUCCAAACCGUCCUCUAAGCUUCAGGACAUCUUUGAGGUGGAGCCGUCCAGGGCGUCUAUCCCAGCUCACAGCCACGUCUACGCCACCGUCAACUUUGGCCCUCCAUCAAUGCAGACCUACACCGGUCAGUUUGAGGUCAUCCUGGACGGCCUGACCGGUCCUCUGGCCAAGCAGAAGAACCUGUCCUUUGAAGUCCAAGGCGAGGGCAACCUGCCUCGCGUCUCGAUCCAGAAACCGUCCAUACGCAACAAGAAAGGGAGCCCUCUGCUGCUGUUCAAGCGAUUGCUGCUUGGGAACACGCAGAUACUGCCGCUGUGCCUGAAGAACGAUGGAACAUUGCCAAGCAAGGUGGAUAUUGAUCUGAAUGAUCCCAGUGGUGUGUACAGUCUACAGAGCUCUGAAGACACCAAGCUGAUCUAUCCCAUGCAAACGGAUAUCCAGGCAUAUGUCAACGAUGACAUUGAGGAGCCCAUCCGCCAUCCCCACACCGCCUCCAUCAUCGUCGGUGUCGGAGAGGAAGCCACCUUCCAAGUGGUCUUCAAGCCGGACGGGGCCCAGCGCUGCGAGGGGUCCAUCCGAGUGACCGUCGUGGACAACCAGUACGAGGACCGGGUGGUCCAGCUGGUCGGUGAAGGGUACCAGGAUGAGAUCACGCUGGAGAAUAUACACAGCUUACCGGCCGAGGAGAACGUGGAACAGUUACUUGGGGACGACAGCCAAGUCUCAGCUGUGCCGUCCAAUCACAUCCAGUUUGGUGACUGCCACGUGGGGGAGUCCUAUCAGCUGACCUUCACGAUGACCAAUCACAACGCCUCGGACACCGUCCGCUUCCAGUGGCCAGAGCACCCACAGCUCAAGUUCUCUCCCUCCGUCGGUCACCUGCACGGCGGCUUGUCCAAGGAUAUCUCCGUCACGUUCAAGACAGACGAGGCGGUGAAUUUACUGGAUUCCAUCGUCAGCUGUAAAGUCUGCAAGAUCACAUUUGACAAGCCAGUCGAUCAGAUUGCUGAUUGGGACGACAGGAUGCGGACUGUCAAAUGGGUUGACAUCCCCGUGGCAUCCCUCCUCCGACCCCCGACCUCCGGCGAGGCCUCGACCAACCGACCCAAGUCCAACCAGGAUGCCAAGAAAGAAGAGAAAGAAGCCAAGAAGGAGCAUCGGAAGGGCGGGGCUAAGGAGAAAGAGGCGGCGAAGGAGGCCGCCUUGGAGAUGGUUGAUAAGGAGAAGACGGAGGAGGAGAUAAGGAGAAAGAUCGCUGCUGGGGAGCUGGCUGCUGAGGUGCCCAAACCUGCCAAGAAAAAGGUUAUUGAGACAGAGCCAGAGCCCGUCCACACACCCCUGGACGAUACAAGCCGUGAUGUUGAGCUGCGUGUCAGCGCCAAUGCGGACUAUGCCAAGUAUAAAUGCAAGACAGACUCCAUCCACUUCAAGGACACGCUCAUGUUCCAAACCAGACAGUUUGCGUUCCAGCUCACCAACAAGGGCACCGUCCAGCUCUCCUACAACUGGCAGGUCGUCAUGGAAGAAGAGAUCCUGCGACGCAAGUCCGUCAGCUUUGCCGACGAGGACCAGCUACGCUUACCCUCACGCUGUAGCACGGCGCUCAGCGGUACCGAAUCCCUAGACGUCUACCCGUUCACCGUCAUCCCAGACAUGGGUACUGUCGGUGUCGGCAAGAAGCAGAACUUCGUGGUUAAGUUCUCGCCGCUGGACAUGCAUGACUUUGAAGGGCGUAUCAUCUGCAGGAUCCCCAAUCUUGAAGAAGGUAAACAGGGCCCAGUCAUCGCGGUCCGCGGCCGCAGUCUCAUGCCCUACUGCCACUUCGAACUGGAGGACUCCGACUACAUCACCGGUUCUCGUCGCAACCCGGAACUCCGCGGUCCGGGCGGGGCCCCGCCGGGCGCCACCCUAGACCCCAACACCCGGGUCAUCGAGUUCAGCUCCGUCGGAGUCCAGGUGCGGAACCGGCGAGGUUUCUACAUCAUCAAUCCCACAAACACCCAGUAUUCGUUCGUCUGGAGUUGCGAGGACGAGGAGGACCCCAAGAAAAUGAAGCAGUUCAGCUGCGUGACGACGAAAGGGUUCGUCGCACCAGGCAAGAAAACGGAGAUCAGUUUUGAGUUCACUCCAUCCCAGCUGGGCGUCGUGGAAUCCUUCUGGCGGUUCACCAUACCUGAGCAGAAUAUCCUGGUCCCGUUCCUCCUAGUGGGUGACGCUAAAGAGCCUGCGGUGGCCACCGACCGAUCCCACAUCAACUUCAAGUCUCUGCUUCUAGGCAACACAGCCAGCGAGCGAGUCCAGCUUAUCAACAAUGAGAGUCGACCUUUCACCUUUGACAUCUCGGAGGCGUCAUGUCACUCGGAAGCCUUCUCCUCAGAACUGAAUGUCACUCCCAAGGAUGGCGUCAUUCCUCCAUUUGGCAGGAUACCCAUUGACGUCUCCUUCACCCCCCACGAGGAGAAAGUAGUCAACUUCAACGUAGAGAUAAACAUCAAGAAGAAGACGUUGCCCAUCUACCUGAACGUCAAGGCAGAGGGAUACUCCAUGAACGCCAAGGUGUUGUGUGAGGACUCGACGGGCAAGAACGUCCCCCUGUCAUGCAGGGGGAUAAACGAGAUCAACUUUGGAGAGGUGGAAGUGAACGAGAAAGCCGUGCGGUCCAUCUUCAUCGUCAACUCCGGCAAGUUCAACUUUGACUUUGAGUGGACCCUGAAGGAGCGCGCCGGCAAGGCGGUCAAGAUGGUGACUAUCUCCCCUGAGAGCGGCCUGGUGCCUUGCAACGACCGCAAACGCUGCGUGCUGGCAUUCAAACCGCCUCACAAGACCUCCCUGCGGGGCUGCGAGCUCCUACUCAAGGUAACCAACGGUCCCACCUACCAGAUAGUCCUAGCUGGUCAGGGCGUGGCCCCUGGUCUACAUUUCUCCUUCACCAAGUAUGACUUUGGACCGUGCUUCAUCCACCGCGCUGGCAUGCCCACUCUGUCCAAUGUGCUGACGGUGACCAAUAGGGAUUCAAAGGCUAUCAGCGUUGAUUGCCUGUAUACCAGUACCUCCCAUCUUGAGGUCCAGUUCUCAGCCUGCGUCUUACAGCCUGGUGACAGCCGUGAGGUCCAGCUAACCUUCUACCCAAGGGAGGCCAUCAAAUACAGGGAGCUGGUUGUCUUUGAGGUCAACGGGUUGUCCAGGACUCAGGUGGAGAUCCUUGGCGAGGGUACUGAGAUGCGAGUCGAGGUGGCCAACCCAAAAGACAAACUGGUCAACUUUGGCGCCCUGCGCGUCGGCGAGGCGGUCAAGCGUACCGUCCCGGUCAUCAACAACAGCCCGGCCCCGCUGUCCUUCACUGUGGUCAUCACGCCACUCAGUCCGAUCCUCCAACAGCUACCCCAGGUCCUGUCCCUGGCUCCCACCAAAGAGAUCCAUCUCAAACCAAAAGGAGGCACUUGUAAUCUUGACUUGGUCUUCACGCCCAAGUGUCGGAUCCCACAGUUCACAGAGGAGGUGAUGCUUGAGUGUGCUGGCCUGUCCCAACCACUGUUUGUAGUGACAGGCUCCUGCCAGGGGAUCGACAUCAGUCUGGAUCAGGAGUCUAUCCCCUUUGGAGCCGUGGUCCAGCGCAGUAGCACCACACGCAAGCUGCUCAUGUACAACACUGGCGACAUAGGAGCAGGUUUCAAGUGGAACGUAGAGAAGUUUGCCCCCGAUUUCUCCAUCAGUCCCACCGAGGGCUACGUCUCCCCUGGCAUGACUGUGCCCUUUGAAGUCACUUUCUUCCCCAAGGACCUGAGCCAAGACAUCCGCUAUGAUAAGCUGCGUUGCCACAUUGAGGGCGGUCGCCCGUUACGCCUAGUCCUGACCGGCAUGUGCGUGGGCAGCCAGCCCCAGAAGGAAGUCCUACACUUCAACACCCACGUCCGUGUGAAGGACACGCGCUCCCUGACCCUGCACAACCGCACCAAUCAACGCUGGGAGUUACGGCCGGUCAUCGAGGGGGAGCACUGGACCGGGGCGGAUACUAUCAUGCUGGAACCCCAGCAGAGUAAACCGUUUGAGAUGACGUAUAGGCCGCUGAUCAUGACGGCCGAAGGAAAGAAGCAUACAGGGACAGUAUUCUUUGCCUUACCAGACGGCUCCGGCCUCCUGUACAAUCUUACAGGCGUAUCGGAACCCCCUAAGGCAGCAGGUAGCGUCACUAGAGAGGUGCCUAGUAAGACGUACUACACGGAGCUAUUGUCUGUCUCAAACUGGCUCAAGAGACCACAGAGAUUCAAGGUAGUGAUUGAGAUGAUGAAACCAGACAAAUUAGACACGGCUACCACGCUGAAGGGACUGGACUACAUCGACGUGCCGGGCCACAGCAAGAGAGACUACAAACUCAACUUCUUCUGUCAUAAGGAGGCAUCUUACUCUGCCAAGGUUAUCUUCCGCAAUGAGGUAUCCAACGAGUUCCAGUUCUACUACGUGACCUUCAAGAGCACCGCCCCAGGCAUCAUCGACACCAUCGAGAUGACCACGCCGGUCCGCCUGAGCACCUCUCACACCAUCUCCUUGGACAAUCCUCUCAGCAUGCCUGUCACCUUCACUACAAACUGCCCUGUCACUGAUAUCAUGCUGCCACCACAGCUGGUGGUCCCUCCGCAGUCAGAGGGCUCUCUGAGCUUUGAGUUCCUGCCUCUCAAGACUGGUGUGACCAACAGCAAGUUACAGCUAAGCAGCGCCGAGCUGGGCAUGUUCCAAUAUGACCUGCUGCUGACAGCAACUGCAGCAGGGCCGGAGAAGGCUGUAUACCUCAGGGCGCCGCUGGGGGGUAAUCAGCAACAGACGGCGAGGUUCGUCAACUUUGCCAAGAUCAAGACAGAAUACACUUGCAAGGUUGAUAACAGUGACUUCCAUUCUGACAAGAACCUGACCGCAGCCCCUGGCUCCAGCGGUGGCUCCGAAGUCAGCAUCGACAUCACCUUUGAACCAUCUCGCCUCGGGGAAACCCGUGGCACCCUCACCGUGACCUCCAGCGUGGGCGGAGAGUACACCUUCCCCCUCUUCGGCACUUGCAUCCCGCCCAAACCCCAGGGCCCGUACACCAUCAAAGCCAACUCGACCACCUCCAUCCCGUUCCGGAAUAUCUUCCCCCACACCACGGCCUUCACCUUCCAGGUCGACAAUCCGGCGUUCUCCUGCAAACCCGGCGAGAGCAUCCGAGGCAAGAAGCAGCAUAACAUCAUCGUUGGGUACGACGGCAACCCGGACCCUACCAAGGCGCCCAGGAUGGGUAAGCUGGUGGUGACGUGCCCGCGGUCGGCCGGUGGGAACGCUAACGUGGCUUGGACCUUCUACUUGAAAGGAAUUACUCCGUGAGAUAUGUAUCGAUCUUGCUUGUGUGGUUUUCUGUAAGUAAUGUAUGUGAUGUGGAUAUUAAGUUGUUGGUAAUAAUAAAAGGAUAUGAAGUUUGUAAUAAUAUUAUUAAAAAAACUAGAUGCUAUCAUUUUUCAGCUUUGCUCGACUUAGGAUAUUAGUGCUUACGUUUUUUUUUCCAGUCUUUGAAGACUUUAACAUAUGUAUAUGUAUGUAAGUUAGUGUUCACUAAUUUUUAAUUAAUUAAUAAAUAAAUAACGAGUUGAGAAUCUGACUU